Messenger RNA from Phalaenopsis equestris, 1182 nucleotides. Its product is annotated as probable xyloglucan endotransglucosylase/hydrolase protein 23. Bases 259 to 1107 code for a protein of 282 amino acids. NCBI's taxonomy places the organism in Eukaryota, Viridiplantae, Streptophyta, Magnoliopsida, Asparagales, Orchidaceae. Gene Ontology annotation, biological process: cell wall biogenesis; xyloglucan metabolic process. The transcript is spliced from 3 exons. Gene Ontology annotation, cellular component: cell wall; apoplast. Gene Ontology annotation, molecular function: xyloglucan:xyloglucosyl transferase activity; hydrolase activity, hydrolyzing O-glycosyl compounds. The record is from RefSeq and is a predicted model, not a curated record.
CCUCUUAAUUCAUCAAUGCCAGACAGCAGCCAGCUAAGAAGAUCCGGUGACGAGAGAAGUGUGAAGGAACUCUAGCGAGGAAAUCUCCAAUCUAAUCCCCACCUCCUUCCUCCGCGUUUUCUUCUUCAUCAUUCUCAUCCACCUAUAAAAACCCCUUCAGCCACCACUCCGAACUCCUCACCCAAAACUUAUUCAGCCUUCAAUAAAAACUAUAAGCUAAUAGCAUCUCCAAUCCGUCCUCUGCUUCAAGCUUGCUUAAUGAUGGCUAAAUCCGAAAUGGCCAAUGCGCUGCUGCUAACUAUACUGGCCUGCUCUCUGCUUGCCGCCACCGCUGCCGCAGGAAACUUCUACAACGACUUCGACGUCACUUGGGGCGACGGCCGAGCUAAGAUCCUCAAUAAUGGCCAGCUUCUGACUCUUUCACUCGAGAAGGCUUCUGGCUCCGGCUUCCAGUCCAAGAGAGAGUACCUCUUCGGCAAGAUUGACAUGCAGCUCAAGCUCGUCCCGGGCAAUUCCGCCGGCACAGUCACCGCCUACUACCUGUCGUCUCAGGGGCCAACGCAUGAUGAGAUCGACUUCGAGUUCCUCGGAAACCUUAGCGGCGACCCUUACACGUUGCACACCAAUGUGUUCACGCAGGGAAAGGGCAACCGGGAGAUGCAGUUCAAACUCUGGUUCGAUCCCACCACCGAUUUCCACACCUACUCUGUUCUCUGGAAUCCCCAACAAAUUAUAUUCAUGGUGGACGGAACCCCCAUAAGGGUAUUCCGGAAUCUGGAAACGAGAGGCGUGGGAUUCCCAAAGAGUCAGGCCAUGAGGAUCUACCCCAGCCUCUGGAACGCCGACGACUGGGCCACCCGGGGAGGACUCAUAAAGACGGACUGGAAGAACGCGCCAUUCACUGCUUCUUACCGUGGCUUCAACGCGGAUGCUUGCGUCGUCGGCGGAUCAAGAUGCGGCGGAGCAGGAACGUGGAUGGAUUAUGAGAUGGAUGUGACGAGCCAGAAGAGAAUGUCGUCGGUACAGAGCAAUUACAUGAUCUAUAACUAUUGCGCCGAUCACAAGCGAUUCCCACAAGGACUGCCUCCAGAGUGCUCCAUCAAUUGAGAAGGAUUAGGUCUAAGAAGGAAUAACUGUUACGUAUUGUUGUUAAUUCUUUUAUUCUUUCAUUUGUAAUGGAAG